GUUGAUAUUUGAGGCCCUUUAGCAGUUUCCAGUUACAAUGGUUUCCAUUAUUUCCCUACCAUUGUAGAUGACAAGUCUAGAUGUGUGUGGACUUACCUUAUGAAGUUUAGAUAUGAAGCCAGAAAAUUGUUAAAAGAUUUUUGUGUGACGGUCAAAACACAUUUUGAAAAGACUGUUAAAACAGUAAGGUCUGGUCAGGGGGAGUUUCACAUGCCUGAUUUCUAUUUAAAGUUUGGAAUAACUCACCGAAUGUCAUGUGUUGAAACACCACAACAGAAUGCUCGUGUGGAGAGAAAACAUCAAGAAAACAAAACUCCCUAUGAAAUCCAAUAUGGCCAUCCACCUGAUGUAUCAAAUUUGAAAGUGUUUGGGUGGCUGUGUUAUGCUAGAACUCUUAGCCACAACAAAACAAAAUUCUCUCCUAGAGCUAAACCAUGUAUUUUCAUGGGGUUUCCACCAGGAGUAAAGGGGUACAAAUUGUUUGAUUUGCAAGGACAAAAUGUCUUUUUCUCUAGGGAUGUGGUGUUUCGUGAAAACAUCAUUCCUUGCUUAUCUACUGAUUCCAGUCCUCCAUGUACCUCCACAUCUCAAGUACCUUAUACCUUCAUUUCUCCUACCACAGAACCAUUCCCGACUCAGUCAUCUCCUCUUGAUCCAGAACCCUUACCAAAUCCCAACACUUCUUCUCCUACACCUGAAAGUCCAGUACCUACUUCUCCUCAACCUCUAUCUCCGGAUUCUUCUCCUUCUUCUUCUUCCUCAAAUUAGAUAGGAUCUCCUAUCCCAGAACCUCCAUCUCCACAAAACACCAGCUUACCCAUUGCCAUCAGAAAACCAUCCAGACGUUGUGAUUUAAUGAUUAUGUCAUGCAUCCAGGAAACACACAUAACAAGACUUUGUAUCCUAUGGUUGCUUGCUUGUCAUAUGAUCAACUGUCACUAGGUUAUAAGAAGUAUGCGAUGGCAAUAGAUUCAGUGGCACUUCCAACAUGCUUUGAAGAAUCCGUGAAGGAUGAAUGUUGGAGGAAAGCUAUGGAUGUGGAGAUUGGGGCUUAUGAAGCUAAUAGAACUUGGGGCAUUGUCCCUGGACCACUUAAUAAGAGGGAGAUGGGGAACAAAUGAGUAUAUGCUAUUAAAUUCCAUGCUAAUGGUGAUAUUGAGAGGCAUAAAGCUAGGUUGGUGGCUAAAGGAUUCACACAAAUAUAUGGAAUAUAUUUCCUAGAUACUUAUUCUCCAGUUGCAAAAUUGAAUUCAGUUGAGACUCUUUGGCUGUGUACAUGGAACUACCACCUGAAUUCUCUCUAUGGUUUAAAACAAGCAUCUUGCCAAUGGUUUGCUAAGCUUACUUAUGUGCUACUCAACUUUGGUUAUGUGCAAUCUCAGAAUGAUCACUCCAUGUUUACAAAUCACUCUCCCUUUGGUAUUUCCAUUCUCGUGGUGAAUGUUGACGAUAUCAUCAUUGCUGGUGAUGAUACAUCUAGUAUGCUGGCGUUGAAGACUCAUCUUAGUUCUCAGUUCAAGUUGAGAGAUCUGGGUCAUCUCUAUUAUUUUCUAGGACUGGAAAUGGGUGGAUCCAUGGAGGGUUUGCACAUAUGUCAGAAGAAAUAUUGCACUGAUCUAUUGACAUACACUGGAUUUACAUAUUCUAAACCAGUUUUCACACCAAUUAACAUGAAACCAGACUUUCUGCAGAUAAUGGUCCUCUUAUGGAAGAUCCCACGCUUUUCAGAAAGAUAGUUGGUAGGUUACACUACCUAACCAUUACUCGACCUAAGAUAACCUUUGUUGUACAACAGUUAUGCCAGUAUCAAGCAGCCGCUACAACCACACAUUUGCAAAUUGCAUACAGGAUCCUCAAGUUUCAGUAAAAUGCUCCACGUCAUGAUCUUUUCUAUCCAUCAUCUUCUGAUUUGAAGUUAGGGGGUUAUAGUGAUUGGGAUUGGGCAUCUUGCCCUGAUACAAGAAGACCCACAAAUGGAUAUUGCAUCACUUUUGGUUCUUCUUUGAUCAUUUAGAUCCAAGAAACAAAGUAUUGCUUCCAGAUCAUCAUCCGAGGCUGAGUAUAGAGCUCUAGCUCAACUAACCUGUGUAGCGGUUUGGGUUAAGAGAUUGUCACUGGAACUCGGUAUAGAACAUCCUCAACCUGUGAAUCUCUUCUGUGACAGUCGAUCUGCAAUUUAUAUUGUAGAAAAUCCAGUAUUCCACGAGAAAACAAAACAUAUAGAGAUCGACUGUCAUUUGGUUAGACAAUUCCUCCAAUCGAAACUAAUAGGGCUAGGUCACCUUGAAACUAAGAAUCAAAUAACUGACUUGUUCAUGAAGGGACUCAACCUCUUUAGACUCGAUUGCUUGUUAUCCAAGCUAAACAUACAGAACUUGUAUGCAUCAGCUUGAGGGAGGGUAUUGAGAUGAUUCCAUCGACUUCAGCACUAUAGAGUUUAUAGGACAACGACGUUUCUCCCUCAGAAGCAACAGAUGGGCUGAGUAGAGAAUGGUAUCAUCUUAAAUACUGUGGAGUCAGUUUUCCAUUUUUACUGUACAUAUAUACGUGUUUACUUCUAAUUGGUAGAUAGGUCUUUUUCAGUUUGUUAUCGUUUGUAACUUUCUUCUCCUUCGUUGAGAAGUAAAGACAGAGUACAUAUGCCAAACAUUUGAGUCGCAAGAAAUUCUGCGGAUUCCUUUACCAAUUUCUAAUAUCCAAUUUGAUAGGCACCUGUUGGAUGGUUUGGGGAGGUCGACAAAAAAUGUUAUAGUUAGAU
This is a messenger RNA of Linum trigynum, 2758 nucleotides long. Lineage: Eukaryota; Viridiplantae; Streptophyta; Magnoliopsida; Malpighiales; Linaceae. The record is from the annotation of a GenBank genome assembly.